AUGUACAUCACCCUUUACUACAUAGUCACCCGGCUCCCUGACUCCCUUCGCUCGGUCAGGGACCACUUCCUCUCUAUUUGCCCCACCACACUCACCGUUGAUCUCCUCGAGGAGCGCCUCUUGGCAACUGAGAAGAGUAUAGUCGCUGUAGGAGCCUCUCGUGGUGACCCUCGUACCCCCUUCUUUGAGGGGUGUUCCCCCUCCCCCCUCUUGCCCUCUGUUGCCUCUGCUGCUGCGGCCGACCUCGUUGGCCUCGAGUCGGUCGGCGCUGCGUCUGCCCCUAGCGGGAGACGCCGCACAGGCAAGGGCAAGGGGGGCAAGGGCGUAGGAGGAGCUGGCGGGGGCGGUGGAGGUGGCGGUGGAGGCGGCGGAGGGGGUGGGGGUGGCGGUGGGAGUGGUGGUGGGGCUGGAGGCGUUGGUGGCGGCGGUGGAGGCGGAGGCGGCGGCGGCGGUGGGAGCGGAGGAGGCGGCGGUGGCGGCAGUGGCAGAGGUGGCGGCAGCAGCGGUGGAGGAGGUCGGGGUGGCUCUACGCAGCGGGGCGGCUUCGGUGGUGGUCAGCGCCAGCAGCAGCAGCAGCGCACUCGUGAGACCCCGUCCCACAAGAAGCUUCGUGAGUGGCUUGCACUCCACUCAGCGCUGCUUCGGCCGCCUGACGGUGCUUGGCGUCUCCAAUUCCCUGACGCCACUGAGUUCCCUCGCUGGGGCGAGCUGUUUAGGUCGGAGGUUGCUAUCUUUGAUCUUGAUUAUGAUACUAUUCUUGCUGCCAUGUAUGCUGUGUCUUCUAGUGAUGAGGGUGACUCUUACCUGUGUGUCCCGCCUGAACCGGGCAUUGAGGCUGCUGCUCUAGGUGCUGGUGAGGCUGCUCCUCUAGGUACUAGUGCGUCUACUGCCCCAGGUGCUCGUGAGUCUGCUCUCUCAAGUACCACGUCGGCUCAGGCCUUCCACACCUUCACCCUUGACUCGGGUCUUUACCUCCCCUCGUUCUCUACAAACUUGGUGAGUGGUGCUGACCUACAGGAUGGAGGGGUUCACCAGUUCACUCGUGCGAGUCACCGAGUGACCCACUGUACUUGUGCUCGGACGGGCCGACACUUGGCCAUGUUUACCCGUCAGCCGGGGUCGAGCCUGUACACAUUGACUACUGAGUCUCCUCCGGUCGCUGAGUCUGGUCAGGUAGCUACGUCGGGUCAGGUGUUUGCUGCAGUGUCCAAGUCUGGUCGUGAGUCUGCCCCCUGCUCGUGUCGCCUCCUGUCUCACCAGACUCUCCUCUGGCACCACUGCCUUGGUCACCCCUCCUUGCCUCGUCUCCGAGGCAUGGCCUCCCGUGUCCUUGUGUCUGGUCUCCCCCGGUCCCUACCUCCCCUUCCUCCGGGGCCUGCCCCUACAUGCGUUCCCUGCGUCAAGGGGCGGCAGCGCGCCGCUCCUCACUCCCCCGAGUUUUCUCCGACAGAGGCUCCGCUGCAGACGCUUCACAUGGACGUGUGGGGCCCAGCUCGCGUCCGUGGACAGGGUCACGAGCGUUACUUCCUGCUUGGUGGUUGA
Closterium sp. NIES-65 is the source of this 1542-nucleotide messenger RNA. NCBI's taxonomy places the organism in Eukaryota, Viridiplantae, Streptophyta, Zygnematophyceae, Desmidiales, Closteriaceae. The record is from the annotation of a GenBank genome assembly.